AUGGCGUUGACAAUAUCUCGAGUCUCUUUUGAGCAUUAUCGUACAGCUCUGGGUAUCGCCGAGACUGAACCACGAAUCUCUUGGAGAUUUGACGGUCCUGUUGCGAACUGGGAACAGAGCUCAUACGACAUUGAGGUUACCCGAAGUGUCAAUAAGGAACCCAAAUCAUUUUCUUUCAACACUUCCGACUCACUUUACCUUCCCUGGCCAGAUGCUCCUCUAGAUGAAGCUGAACAUGCAUCCGUUAGGGUUCGCGCUCAUGGUCUUGCCGCAAAUAAUCAACCCUCAACACCUUGGUCUGAUUGGGUGUCUGUUGAAACUGGCUUGUCCAAGAAAAGCUGGGAGAAUGUCAAACCAAUUGCUUCAACUAUCAAAGUUAAUACGAGCGAACCGAAAAGGCCUGUAUACUUCAGAAAGGACUUUGUAAUUCCUGAUAGUUUCGAAUCAGCAAGGUUUUACAUCACCGCUUUGGGUAUCUACGAAGCCGAGAUCAACGGGAAGCGAGUCGGAGAUCACGUCUUGGCCCCGGGAUGGCAGUCCUACCACCACCGUCACGUCUAUGACACAUAUGACGUUACCAACCUUAUUACGCCAGGCGCGAAUGCGAUUGGAGCACUAGUUGGUGAGGGAUGGUAUUCUGGCCGUUUAGGGUUUGAGGGAGGACAACGAAACCUCUACGGCAACUCUACAGGUCUCUUGGCACAACUUCACAUCAAGUUCAAGAAUGGUACUGUGUCCAAGGUGUAUACCGAUGAGACCUGGAAGUCAGGAUUCGGACCAGUUGGGAAUGGAGAAAUCUAUGAUGGAGAAUCUUAUGACGGCACCCUUGAGGCUGAGAUCAAGGGAUGGUCAGAGCCCGGAUUCAACGACGAAUCCUGGUAUGAGACUCGAUUACUUCCUGCUGUCGAAGGAGAACUCGUCCCUCCAGAUCAACCUCCUGCUAGACGAAUUGAAGAGCUCAAACCAAAAGAGUUCUUCAAGUCACCGUCUGGAAAGCAGCUUGUCGACUUUGGUCAGAAUCUGGUUGGUUGGUUGCGAUUAAGAGUUGAGGGGCCUGCAAACACAACCAUCACAUUGAGACAUGCAGAAGUUUUAGAAAAUGGGGAACUGGGUAUCCGACCGCUUCGAAAAGCCAAGGCCACCGACACAAUCAAGCUUAGCGGAGAGGGGCCACUUGAGUGGGAGCCAAAGUUUACGUUUCACGGUUUUCGCUAUGCUCAGAUUGAUGGGUGGCCUGAAGAGAUACCGUUAGAUGAAAACAGUGUUACGGCGAUUGUUGUUCAUACUGAUAUGGAAGAGACGGGAUACUUCAACUGCUCACACGAAUUGUUAAACAAAUUUCACUCCAACGUUCGCUGGUCGAUGAAGGGUAACUUUCUUUCUAUUCCCACCGACUGUCCUCAGCGCGAUGAACGUCUUGGAUGGACUGGAGACGCUCAUGCCUUUUGCCCAACAUCCAACUAUCUCUAUGACACAGCCUCAUUCUGGAAGAGUUGGCACAGAGAUGUGUGGUCUGAAAUGUCGGUCAAUGACAGCAUGGUUCCCCCUUUCUUCAUCCCUACCGUUCCCACGGUGUUUGGCACGGUACCUAUUCCUGCUGCAGUAUGGGGAGACGUCGUGGUCUCUAACCCAUGGAACAUCUACCAAGCCUUCGGCGACAAAGGACUCUUGCAGGAACAUCUUCCUCAAGCCCAAGGCUGGAUAGAUCAAGGAAUACCCAGGAAUGAGGCUGGCCUAUGGGAUCGGAAGUCUUUCCAAUUCGGGGAUUGGCUGGACCCUCUGGCCCCAUCUGAUAAUCCCGGAGGUGCAACUACUAGCAAGUAUCUGGUGUCAGAUGCGUACUUGAUCAGGAUGACAGAGAUUCUCACACAAAUUGUUACUGCCCUUGGAAAAUCGGAUCUGGCUGUAAAAUACGAGGCACAGCACUUGGAUCUCAAGGACGAGUUUCGCAAAUCUUGGGCGCCAGAUGGAAAGUUGGCAAACAGGACCCAAACCGCUUACGCAUUGUCUGUGGGCUUUAACCUUUUGAAGGAUGAAGAACAAAAACAAAAGGCAGCGGCCACAUUACGCGAGAUUAUCCGAGAGAACGACUAUCUUGUCGGCACUGGAUUCGCAGGUACAGCACCUCUCGGCUUCGCCUUGAAAGAUGCCAAUGCGACCGAAGACUUCUACAAAAUGCUCCUCCAAGAAAAAGUCCCGUCAUGGUUAUAUCAAGUAGUCAUGGGUGGUACAACAACUUGGGAGAGAUGGGAUAGUCUUUUGGCGAAUGGCACAGUUAAUCCAGGCGAGAUGACGAGUUUCAAUCAUUACUCUUUUGGGUCUGUUGCCAAUUGGAUGCAUCAAGUCAUUGGUGGAAUUGCGCCCCUUGAGCCAGGAUAUAAGAGGAUUGCCAUUGCGCCUAUUCCGGGAGGGAAUAUUACACAUGCAAGCGCGAAGCUUGUUACUGGAUAUGGUACAAUUUCGACGGAUUGGAAGUUGACGGACGAGGGGUUCCAUUUGAAAGUGAGAAUUCCACCCAACACCAAGGCUGAGAUUACCCUGCCUGGAAUAGACAAGACGGAAAGUGUUGGUUCUGGGCUGCAUGAGUUUCACCAAUCUACCUAA
Molecule: messenger RNA, 2604 nt
Organism: Fusarium poae
Lineage: Eukaryota; Fungi; Ascomycota; Sordariomycetes; Hypocreales; Nectriaceae
Exons: 1
Coding region: 1-2604 (867 amino acids)
Biological process (GO): carbohydrate metabolic process
Source: RefSeq, a predicted model, not a curated record